GACUGACCCUCUGAGCCUUCAAGUCAAUGUCCAUCGAUGGAUAUUCGGACACGUGCAAUGACUACGUUAACAAGAGACCAGGUGUCUGCCAGUGGUCCGCUAUCGUAUCGUACAGUUAUCGAUAAAACCACCCCAAGCCAGUCAGUCGUCCCACACAGAUCGGAGCUUGUUCCUCUUCGCCGGUGGGGGAUCAUCGAGAGCCCUAGACUCCCCACGCAGAUCGACAGACGGCGGGCUCUCUCCCUUCCCCGCCCCACCCCCACGCCCCUUUGCAGCACGCAUUGGCUCGGCCCUCCCCUGUCUGUUAUCAUCAUCUUGCGGGUCGUCAUCCACCACUUGCACGCCCUGCUCUCGUAUGUAUUUGAUGAUCUCUGCCUUCAUCUUGGCCGGGAUGCGCGGCAGAGGCCGGUCGGGGUCAUCUGCAUCGGCUGUGGCCGACUGAGCCGGCCUGGACAGCUGCUGCUGGUCAUAGAUCUCCUUCGGUGUGGAGCCGUAGCAGUCCUCAAUACGCCCACUCAGCACACCUGCAGUGCAGACACAGGCAGACACACCAUGGUCGCUCCGCCAUAAAAGGAUGCUGGUAUGUUUCCGCCUUCAUGCUUACCGUCGUUCCACACGGCCAGGACGUAUUGUGAGGAGGGGUCAUAGGACAGCAUCAUGUCCUCGACGCGAUUGAGGUGACCCGGCAGUAUCUUGUCCUUGGCGUCGAACCCAAAGACCGAGGCGAGUGUGGCGUGCCACAGCCUGUCGGUUCUCAGCCCUUCUAGCGAUAGAUAGCAAUAGUCCAUCUCUUCCCAGUCGCCUGCCAAGCCGCGGGGCGACUCACUGCACACACACAGGGAGGCACACACGGAAGGAACACAAAAUUCAGUUGGCGGCCUCCAUCCCUCCCUCCCUGCCUGUGGAUGCUUUGGGGUGUGUGUGCAUGGUUGGACGCUUACUGGCUCUCUCUGGUCAGCCCGGCUGUGAAGAAAGCGCCCCUGCCAUCGUUGACGAACGAGUAGUAGGCAUUGCCGAGACCAUCGUUCCGCUCAAACACCUGGCGGAAGCGCCGCCUCACUGCACAACGGCACACAGCCACGCAGACCAGCAGGCAGAGCCAAACACAUCCAUUGUAUCCCCUUUUUCUGCAAUGUUUGUCUGUAUCAGCGGUGAAUGCAUUCACCUGUAGAUCCCUCGAGGCUCUCCUGCACCCCGGCUGGCUCCCAAUCAUUCUCAAACGCAUCAUUGACAGCUUGCUGCAGAUCCGCCUCGAUGCUCAACUCACGCGCAGAUUUCCGCCUGCAUGGGCAGCGCACCACACAUCAUGACGGUGCGCGCAUCCACAUCGGCACCUAACCUUUCGAGUUUCGCGGCGUUCGCCACCAGAUCUUCAUCGUCCAUCGGAAUGGCCACCUUCUCGGCACGUCGGGCAUCUUGAUAAGGCACCUUGUCCCACUCCACAUCUGCAUCGCCACCAUUGGCGGCCAUCGAUGCACGGGUCAAGAAGGU
Molecule: messenger RNA, 1491 nt
Organism: Vitrella brassicaformis
Lineage: Eukaryota; Vitrellaceae
Source: the annotation of a GenBank genome assembly